GAGCAUGGUUUGAACAAGGAAGUAGGGGGAUACAAGAUCGACGAAAGGACUGAACGGCGGAAGAGGUGAUAUGAACACCCUAAAUGAGAAUCCUCCUCUCCUUCCCCAGGUGCCUGUAAUCCGCUUACCUCGGCCGCCGUCUCCUUCAGGCCGUGGAUUUGAUCCUUCUUCACCGCGGGCCCUGGCCCACCAGGCUCUUGAUUCAUAUCAGAAAAUACGUUCCACUCUUCGAGAGUGCUUCCUACGAAGUCUCCUUGCUUCCUCAGGGCUUCCUGUUACCUUCACAAUGUACCAACGUGUCACAGUCUGUGCUGGGAAGUUCAAUGCCUGUGACAUGGAAGCAUAUAACUUCCAAGUGUCUAAACUGCAGACACCACUAGGGGUGCAAGAUGAGGCCUUGAUCCGUGGGCCGGACAUUAUUUCCUAUUCCUUUUAUAUUUAAUGGACAGUUGGAGAGCUAACAAAGUUUUACAUUCCA
This is a messenger RNA of Nanorana parkeri, 478 nucleotides long. It is a transcript of the gene GEMIN7, whose product is annotated as gem nuclear organelle associated protein 7. Gene Ontology annotation, cellular component: SMN-Sm protein complex. The record is from RefSeq and is a predicted model, not a curated record. Bases 71 to 442 code for a protein of 123 amino acids. Lineage: Eukaryota; Metazoa; Chordata; Amphibia; Anura; Dicroglossidae. The transcript is spliced from 2 exons. Gene Ontology annotation, biological process: spliceosomal snRNP assembly.